Messenger RNA from Helobdella robusta, 1468 nucleotides. RefSeq lists its product as hypothetical. The coding region runs from base 124 to 1200 and encodes 358 amino acids. Gene Ontology annotation, biological process: Arp2/3 complex-mediated actin nucleation. Gene Ontology annotation, cellular component: Arp2/3 protein complex; actin cytoskeleton. The transcript is spliced from 11 exons. Lineage: Eukaryota; Metazoa; Annelida; Clitellata; Rhynchobdellida; Glossiphoniidae. The record is from RefSeq and is a predicted model, not a curated record. Gene Ontology annotation, molecular function: actin filament binding.
GCUAUCAGAACCCGGAACAGAUUUUUGAAGUUUGAGUUGAUUGAUUUUCGCGUAGACUGACCAGAGUCCGCGAGUUUCGUAGCUCAGUUCUAUUAAUUCCAUUUAAUUGGUUAAUAAUUUAUCAUGCCUGAAAGUUACAGCUUCGGCGUCGACCCGAUUUCAUGCCAUUCUUGGAAUAAGGAAAGGAAUCAAAUUGCCAUUUCUUUGAACUCCAAUGAAGUUGAAAUUCAUGGAUUCUCUGGAGGAAGAUGGACACUGAAGGAAACUUUGACUGACCAUGCUCAGAGGAUUACCGGUAUAGAUUGGUCUCCCAAGAGCAAUCAGAUUGUCACCUGUGCUGCUGAUCGUAAUGCCCAUGUCUGGACACUGACAGAUGGCAAGUGGAAGCCAGCCCUGGUGGUUCUUGGAAUAACAAGGGCAGCCACGUGUGUCAAGUGGUCACCUGAGGGAAAUAAAUUUGCAGUUGGUAGUGGCAAUAGAUCUGUGUCUGUUUGCUACUUUGAUUCCAUGAACGAUUGGUGGACCAAUAAGAAGAUCAAGAAGCCAAUCAGAUCUACAAUUACUUGCUUGGAUUGGCACAAGAAUAACCAGCUGUUGGCUUGUGGAUCAACUGAUUUUAAAGCCAGAGUGUACAGUGCAUCGAUGAAAGAGGUGAAUGAGUCACCAUCACCAACAAGUUGGGGUAGCAAGUUGACAUUUGCCAAUCUUUUGGCUGAAUUUCCAACUGAGGGAGGUGGCUGGAUUCAUGGGAUAAGUUUCUCAGGAUCUGGUGAUAAACUGGCCUGGGUAGGACAUGAUUCUUCCAUCUGUGUUGCUGAUUCUGCCAAAGGAAACUUACUGACCAUUGUGAAGACUGAGUACCUACCAUUUGUUGACAUAACCUGGACCAGUGAGACUGCCCUGGUUGUUGCUGGCUAUGAUUGUGUUCCUCUCAGUUACACAUACAACAAUGGAGCCAUCACCUUUAAAGCCAAGAUUGAUGCUGACAACAAGCAGACUGAAACCAAGAAGGGAGGAGCCAUGGCACACUUCCGUACUCAAGAUACCAGAGGUACAACUGACAAUUCAGACACAACUCUCAACUCCAUUCACCAAAAUACUAUAACCCAGAUAAGCAUCCAUUCGGGAACGAAGGACAAGUGUGCUAAGUUCAGUACAACCGCUGCUGACGGCCAGCUGGUCAUCUGGGAUUGCAAGUGAAAAGAGGUUUCUUGCAUUUAGAAAAAAGAAAACAAACGAAAUGACUACGAAGCAGCUGGCUACAGUCAUCGUUAAAUGAAAAUCAAUAAUGUGAACAUUUGAACUUUGAAUAAUUUAUUUAGACAAAUUUUCGUUGGUUAUGUGUGUCUAUAUUCAAUUAUAAGAUACGAAUUUAUAAAUAGAAAGUUGUCCCAAACGCAGGAUUGUCGUACGCAUUUAUAUAGCUGAAGCAAAAAGCCUGUGAAAAUAAAAAAAUAUUUUUAUUAAC